This is a messenger RNA of Erythranthe guttata (spotted monkey flower), 1409 nucleotides long. The record is from RefSeq and is a predicted model, not a curated record. NCBI's taxonomy places the organism in Eukaryota, Viridiplantae, Streptophyta, Magnoliopsida, Lamiales, Phrymaceae.
UAUCUCUUUUAUCUUUCUUCUCAAAUCUCAAACCUCAUCUCAAUUUCCUUCAUCUCAUCAAAUUUAUACAAAAAUUACUGCUGAUUUCGUUAUACCCACUCUUAAUUAACCACAAAAUUAGCAAAAAUAGUACAGGAUAUUACAUACUGUUGAUAAUUAACUCAGGAUUGUCGCUGGCACCUCCAAUUGAAUUGGUUUGAAGGUGUUCGUGUACGCGGAUUUGUAAUUUUGGUUAUGGUGUGAACGUCCGCUAGAAAAUGGUGCAACGAAAGAUUCCCGCACUGCCGUAUCAGGACUUGGCUUCUUGGACCGAUAACUUUUCUGAGAGCAAUUACCUCUGCCAUUUCCAGUUUGGCAAACUUUAUCGUGGAAAGAUUGGUGAACGAUACGUGAUGGUGAAGAUAUGGGAAGAUUCGGAAAUAUAUAACUACAAGCCUGGGGAUAACGAGUCUAGACUAGUGGACGAAGUAUCUUUACUUGGCCAUCGUAACAUGGUUAAUCAUCCAGGCAUGUUAAAGUUGUUAGGCUACUGUACUGAAGAUGACCAUCUCGGUGUUGUUUAUGAUUUCAAGCCAUUGGACACACUUUAUAACCUCAUUCUUAAAGAUGGCUUAACUUGGCUGCAAAGAGUCAAAGUCCUCGUUGGAUUGGCUUCUCUCCUCAAUCAUCUGCACACCGUAAAGAGUCCGCCAUACAAACCUUUCAUGGUUCGCAAUCUUGACUGUGCUCAUAUAGUGCUCGACGAGGAUUAUAAUCCAAAAUUAUGUGAUUUUGGUCUCGUGAGUGGUGGUAUUUUCCCCGAUAGGACAAUAUAUAAAUGCCAUCAUGUCAUUGGGAGCUAUGGCUACAUCGAUAUUACGUCAUUUGAUGAAGGUCAUUCUUCGGUCAAGCAAGACGUGUAUGGAUUUGGGGUAAUACUUUUCAGUAUUAUUUCAAAAAGAGUUUACACCGAAGAAGAUAGGCUAAGUUACGCUCCAAACGUUUUCAGAUGGGCUUGGGGUAGAUGUUUUGAAUAUGAUCGUGAAAAAGAAAAAGAUAGUGACUCGAAGAAAGAUGAUUCAGAUAGUGGUGACUCGAAGAAGCCAAAGUUUUCGGUCGUCCAUCCAAGCCUAGCGGAAGAUCCCGAUUUUGAUCCUUUCGAUGGGUGUAAAAUUACUGCGCUAGGAUUGGAUUGCACAGGCCGAAACUUGUUUGCACGCCCCACGAUGAAUGAAGUCCUCGGAUCUCUUCUCAGACUCCAUGUUGUGAAGAAUCGUGAAAAUCUCCUUUGAUGUACCGGACCGGUCCUUCUGGUGUGUUACUGUGUAAGUUUAUGGCUGACUGAAUUAAUAUUAGCUUAGAAUUUGAAAUCAAUUUGUUGUUAAAUUUAUUACAUUCAACUGUGGUUUUUGGUUAAUAUAAUUUAUUAA